Messenger RNA from Symbiodinium natans, 1011 nucleotides. The record is from the annotation of a GenBank genome assembly. Lineage: Eukaryota; Dinophyceae; Suessiales; Symbiodiniaceae.
AUGGAAGUAGAGCCAGCGCCCGAUCCGUUGCAGUCGAUCCCCAAGUCACCGGUGGUUGUUCUGAUGAUUGGGAUGGCAGGGAGCGGGAAGUCUACCUUCAUGCACCGCAUGGUUGUUCGGCUUCAGUCGAAGCAGAAAAGAGUCUACACAGUGAACUUGGACCCUGCCGUACGGAAUCUGGCCUACCCGGUCAACAUAGACAUCAGGGAUACGGUGAACUACAAGGAGGUCAUGAAACACUUCGGGCUUGGUCCAAACGGUGGUAUCAUGACUUCCUUGAAUCUUUUCGCUACAAAGUUCGACCAGGUCCUGGCGAUUUUAAGCCGACGCGCGGAAUCCUUGGACUACGUUCUGAUCGACACACCGGGGCAAAUCGAGGUCUUCAACUGGUCUGCCUCCGGGCAGAUCGUGUGUGACGCCCUGGCCGUGUCCUACCCAACGCUUGUCUGCUACGUCGUGGACACUGCCAGGUGCGUGAAGCCUGUGACGUUCAUGUCCAACAUGCUGUAUGCCUGCUCUAUCCUCUACAAGACGAAGCUGCCCUUCAUCAUCGCUUUCAACAAGAAACUGGGACGAGGGGCAGGGGAACGGAUCAAAGUGCUGAGGAUUGACGUGAUUCCCCACGAUUUUCUCAAAGAGUGGAUGGAGGAGUUGCGGAGAUUUCGAGACUUCGAAAAGCUGGGCGAUGCGCUGAGCCGGGAGACCUCCUAUGUCGCAAGCCUGGCAAGGUCCAUGAGUCUCGCCAUGGAGGAGUUCUACAGCAACUUGAGGUCCGUGGGCGUUUCUGCGGUCACAGGCGCUGGCUGCGAGGACUUUGAGAAGGCCAUGGUCGAAGCGUGCAAGGAGUUUGAGGAGAGCUACGUGCCUUUUCUGCUGGAGCAACGGCGAGACCUUGAAGCAAAACGUCGAGCAGCCGUGGAGGAGCAGGCUGGGCCGGAAAAGGCAGUACCCCUAAGUACCCCUAUAACUGGGCUCUCAAGCAUGAGAACCAUUGAACAGACAAGGAGGUAA